AUGUCCGGAGCUUCGAGAAUCCUCUUUGCGAGCACGACCCGAGCCCUGGGCGCGCGCACCUUCAGCACGUCCGCGAGACGGAUGGCCGAUGCGGCGCCUCUUCCGGCAAAGCGGCCGAUGGGAGCUUUCCGCGGAGGACUGUUUGGCUUCCUGUUCGGAUGCGUCCUUUCCGGCAGCGCCGUAUACACCUAUCUCGUUCAGGAGUUCAAGGUUUCCAACGACCUGCUCAGCGAGGAUAUUUACGUUCGUCCCACCCCCCCUGAUGUGAUCUAUGCUCUCUCUCGAUGUGUGGCAAUGCCCACACUGGCUCUGGGUUUCGGGUCGGAGAGGCGAUAA
This is a messenger RNA of Metarhizium brunneum ARSEF 3297, 336 nucleotides long. RefSeq lists its product as uncharacterized. Lineage: Eukaryota; Fungi; Ascomycota; Sordariomycetes; Hypocreales; Clavicipitaceae. The record is from RefSeq and is a predicted model, not a curated record.